Molecule: messenger RNA, 2806 nt
Organism: Ictalurus punctatus (channel catfish)
Lineage: Eukaryota; Metazoa; Chordata; Actinopteri; Siluriformes; Ictaluridae
Gene: fli1rs
Product: Fli-1 proto-oncogene, ETS transcription factor-related sequence
Exons: 9
Coding region: 252-1526 (424 amino acids)
Biological process (GO): regulation of transcription by RNA polymerase II; cell differentiation
Cellular component (GO): nucleus
Molecular function (GO): DNA-binding transcription factor activity, RNA polymerase II-specific; sequence-specific DNA binding
Source: RefSeq, a predicted model, not a curated record
CUCUUUUCCUUCUCGUACAAAAUUUCCUCUUCCUUCCCGUUCGUGGUUGAAUGUCGCCUCUUUAAUAACAACAAGAAACCGCUACAACUUUUACACUCAGAAUAAAAAACACACUCUGACACACACACACACACACACACACACCCACACACACACACACACCGCGGAAUGGAGACCGGAGAGAGCCGCAAACGGAAGCUCUGGCGGUGGUGAGUGAGGAUCAGUCCAUAUUUGAACCGGCGUUUGGAAACAUGAAGUCUGAGAUCACGUCUCCGGCGGCGCAGGCCGGAUUCAGACAGGGAUCAGAGGAAAGCACAGAGUCCGAGUGGACGAACACGACAGCGAGCAAUCCUGUGAAGAAAAACGAACACGUCAACGGAGCUAGUCGUGAGUCUCCGGUUGAGGUCAGCGCUGCUAAAAGAAGUCGUCACAUCAGCAGUACUGACGGAGGACAACAGCCGUAUCAGCCGUCAUACCCGGAGCCGAGGACGAGUCCACAGAGCACCACGGAGGAGAAAAGAGUCAUCGUCCCUGCAGACCCGGAGGUUUGGACUCAGGACCAUGUGCGUCAGUGGGUGGAGUGGGCGAUUAAAGAGUACAGCCUGGUGGAGGUGGACGUGUCCCUCUUCCUCCCACUGGACGGCAAGACACUCUGCAAAAUGUCGAAAGAGGACAUGAUGCGUCUCACGUCACCAUACAACACCGACGUCCUGUUGUCACACCUCAACUACCUCCGCCAGAGUAGUCCGACCUUCUCGUACCCGACGACUCCCACCAACACACAGCCCCCGCCGAGACUACAGGUCAAAGCUGAAAACAGUUUUGAGGAGAUCAGCAGGAGAAACAGCUGGUCGUCGGGGGCCAUGCCAGUUCUUAAAGGUUCUCCAGUGGAGCAGCAGCACAACAGCAGGAUCACAGAACCUUCAUCUAGAGUCAUUCAAGCCGUUUUUUCAUUUUUAGAUCCGUACCAAGCGUUAGGGCCGAUAAGCAGCCGCCUUGCUAAUCCAGGUUCAGGUCAGAUCCAGCUGUGGCAGUUUUUGUUGGAGCUCCUGUCAGACAGCGGCAACGCCAACAUCAUCACCUGGGAGGGAACAAACGGCGAGUUUAAGAUGACCGACCCGGACGAAGUGGCCAAGCGCUGGGGCGAGCGCAAGAGCAAACCCAACAUGAACUACGACAAGCUCAGCCGCGCCCUGCGCUACUACUACGACAAGAACAUCAUGACCAAAGUGCACGGCAAGCGCUACGCCUACAAGUUCGACUUCCAGGGCAUCUCUCAGGCGCACCAGAACCACCCGACCGAGAGCAGCGUCCUCAAAUACCAGACCGACGUGCCCUACGUUCAGAGCUACCACAACCACCAGCCCAAAGUGAACUUCAUGAGCUCCGGCCCCAUGCCCGUGUCCUCGGGCAGCUUUUUCCCUCCCACCACCAACUACUGGAACUCAGCGACCGGCGUCGUUUAUCCCAGUUCACCGAUGCCCCGACACCCGGCCACACACUCGCAUUUAAACUCUUAUUAUUAAAAUCAAGGCGAGAAUAAAGUCAGUGGAUUUGUACUAACAGAUCCACUGUUAAUUUGUGGAGAUUUAUGUCAUAGAAAAGACUGUUUUUAAUCCUCCAGCGCCGAGAAAAAACAACAUUUGGUCGUUGGACAAAAAGAUACUGCAUUUCAAGUCUUAUUAUUAAAAGAUGCAGAACAAAUAACAAAAUGUCCCUAUUUAGCUUUUUAAAAAAAAAAAAACCCAAACUAACUAUUCCACAGGGUUUAUUUACAACUUAACUCUUAUUAAAGAGGAGCCAAGGAUAAGACUUGGAGCAUAAGAGGGACAAAAGCCUUUUUCUUGCCAUUUAAAACCUAUCAUAAACCUCGACUAAAACCAGAGCACCAACGCGGGGUUUGUUGAGACCGAGACAGUUAUGUUUUCUAUAAAUAUAAAGGAUUGUUUUUGUUAUAAAUUUGUUAAAAACUACUGGAAUUUGAUGGUGAAAGUCUUUUAUGUCCAGAGACACAUUCACAGCUCAGCUCGUUUUAUUAUUAUUAUUUAUAUAAUAUGACGUCCAUCACGUGUGAAAUUUACCACAAACAGCUUCACUGAGUACAGUAUAUAAUUACACCUCAAUCAAACCUUUUAUUCUGGAGAACAAAAAGGAUCCAGAGGGGAAAAUAUAGCGUACAAAUAGAAAUAAAGGACAAUUUAUGACAUAACACUUUUAGUAAAUAGUAAAGGGUAGUGUUUGAUUACAUUCGUAUUACAUCUGUUAAUUCGGAGGAUGCUUUAUAUUCUUAUAUGUGAUGCAGAAUAUUGGCUGUAGAUCUCUGGGAUGUGAACUCACAAACUUCUGGUCACUAGAGAAGAAGUAAAAACCUAAAGGGCUGCAAAACAUAAAGGACUUUAAAAGAAUAAAGGGUUUUCUUUAUUAUAUAAACCAAACUUUUACCAAAGAUAUAUUACUUGUAGCAAUUACACACACACACACACACACACACACACACACACACACACACACACACACACACACACACACGUGUAAAUAAUAUUUUGGUGUAUAAAAGGUCACCAGUUUUCCUCCUCGGAUUACGAAGUCAUAUGCAGCUGCAGUGCGUUUGUCUCUGUAUUGUUUUCAUGACUUUGUACAGAACUGUAGACCCUUAGGACAUGCAACAACAUCACACUUUUAUAUGUAACUAUUUUAUAAACCAGUUAAGUAAACAUGUAUCUCACAUUUGCUUUUAUUUUUUGCACGCAAAGUUGUUUCCUCUGUUUUAUUAUCAAGCUCAUUUUGUGACAAUAAAUGUAUAAAA